AUGCAUGACAAAAUGACGUUCAAGGGGAUUCAACCAAACGAGCUGAGUCCGCUAACUACCCUCACUGGGUCAGAUAUUAGUUUAGAGGAUGCGGUUCGUUGUUCUGCUACUUUUCUUCUUUGGGAGCGGUUAUACGGGAUAACAACAGUGUCUCCAACAGCGUACAAGACACGUCUGUAUUGCCUGCAGCAGCGACAACGUAGUUCGGCAGUGGACAGUUCAACUGGGCCAGCCCGGAAAAAUGGCUUGUUGCUUCAACGCCCGUACGUUGUCAGAACGCAGGGGUCGUUUAUGCAUGACAUGUCGAAGUUUGAGGGUGGGCGGGAGGCAGGUUACAGCGUCCCUCGCGAUGAUGUACCUGGGUACGCCUCAAUGGAGGCAUUGCCACAGGGGGGAAAAAAUGACUUCAGUGAGGGUAACAGCAUCGCGGCCACGGAUGAUUUCCACAGAGAUGUAAAAAACACCGUGGUGCAACGAGAGCGUUCGCCUUCUCUGAGGGGAAGUAAAAAGUGUGAGACCUCUCCUUCUACAGAUGAAGUUGAGAAUCGGGAGUUGUUCUCCUUACCUCCGCUUUUGUCUACGCCGCCAGCUGGACAGGGUGUCCCGUCGUCAUGUAGCGGGCUAUUUUCACCACACACACCAUAUCGAUCAGUUGCGGAGGAAACGACACUGCAAUUUCAGGAAACCAAUGUCAGGGAAGACAACGUCAUGGUGAGAGGUCUGGAAUCGGGUGGUGUAUCUGGCGAUGUUUGGCCUCCACAGAGUCCAGCAAGUGACGUGUUGAAAUUGGGAAAUUAUGAUAAUACUACUGAUAAUACCAGAGGGAGUGAAUUUUUUGAGAUCCGCGCUGGUAGAGGUAAAACGGAUCAAACACAACCUGAUCCGACGCGUGUAACGAGUCAUCCUGCGCCUCAAUGGCCGCGAUGGGAGACAUCAAUAGAGCCAAGGCGUGUCACUAACAAUGAAGUGGUGAAUGAGGCAAUACAGUGUGGCAACCAUGGAACUGAGAGGGUGAUCAUGUUUCCGGAAGACGUUUCUGUUCACUCUGAUGAUGUGCAGGCAACAGUUGCUUCCGGUGCUGGACCUUCCUCUCGGAGUAGGAGAGGUGUUCUACUUGCCUCUUCGCUCCAACCCACGCAUGGGAGGGUCAGCAGCGAAACACCACUGGGAAGGAUAUCGGGCGAGGCAAAAGUCGACGGUAUAGCUGCGACACAAUUGAGGGCAGGGGAGGAAACAGAGAGGAAAACGCGAAAGUAUUGCCCCCCCGCGUUCUAUUCUGCUCGGGUACCACCUGAUAGUGCUGUAACGGCUGCGAUGGGUGAAGGUGGUGAGGUGGUUUCUUACGCGCAGGGGAGCGGCGGCACUUACGUUCCAGCAAGAAAAACCACAGCAGAUGUUCCUGUGGUCACCCACACGGAGCCGGCCGUUCAGGAUCCACACGACGAUGCCAUAUCACCACCACAAGACUGGGCUUCUUCCCUUUUUGUGGAAACCAGCCCCCUUGCUUCCUCUGAUUCCUCUUUUUCGGAGGAUCUUCAGGGAACGGAGGGUGAUGAGCGACGUUCCCCAGUGAUGAAUACGCCUACCGGUUCUUGGGGCGAUGAGCAUGUCGUGCCUUACUUGUCGUUGGGGAAGGACAGAAAAACGGCGUCUCCCCGCGCAUCGCCCCAGGAACCCGAGAACGGUGGACCUCCUCAUCAGUGGCUUGGGGAAAAAGAAGAAGAAGAGGCGAGGAAUAUUUCUGUUGAAGAGCCAGCGGAUAAGCCAUUUUCAGUAUCACCAUCGCCGUCUUUCAAAGACUAUGAAUGGGCCGCAAAGGCACAAGAGGCAUUGGAACAGCAACAAAGACGCUUUUGUGCUCGCACCCCAUCCGCCAACCCCCCGUCUCCACCUCCCCCUUUGCAGGUUUGUGGGUUCGAGCUGCCCCAGCCGCCCCGAGGUCGCUAUCCCGCCGUCCCCGUCUCCUUCAACCGGGAGCGAGACGUCGCCAGUGGCAAGAGCCCGCAGUCUGCCCCGGAGAAGCUCCGGGAUCCUUCUGCGUUGCCCAAGAACGCAGCAUCACUGCCAGAGCGCAAUUCCGCCAAAAAGCUCCCCAGCAAGCGUGCCUCGCGAACUGCCCUGCGUCCUCGGAGAGCGGAGCUCGGCCAAGGACAUCUGUCAGGGACGCCCAAACCCGAUGCAAACACGCGGAAGCGACCCAGGGAGGCCAUGAUAUCUUCCCCUCCAGCAGAGGAAUUCCCGCUUCCUCGUACAAUGCCAAUGAGUGAGCCUGCAAUACGGAAAAAAAAGGACACGAAGAAAAAACAAAACGGCAAUGACUUUCCUUUCCUUUCGUUUCAAUUUUUUUUUUUUUUUACUUUCUCGUCUUUUUUUGUCUUUUCUACAGGGUGGAAGCGAACCGCGCCCAAUGCUCACUCCUACUGCGCACCUCCAUCUCACACUUAUUUAUUGAAGGGAGGAUUUAUUUUAAAUCCUUCUCCCUUGACAGUUUUUAUUCUUUUUCAUUCCCCACAACAGGAAGGCGAGAGGGGCAUCUGCUCACCGUAA
Trypanosoma rangeli is the source of this 2547-nucleotide messenger RNA. RefSeq lists its product as uncharacterized. The record is from RefSeq and is a predicted model, not a curated record. The transcript has a single exon. NCBI's taxonomy places the organism in Eukaryota, Euglenozoa, Kinetoplastea, Trypanosomatida, Trypanosomatidae. The coding region runs from base 1 to 2547 and encodes 848 amino acids.